AUUUAAUAUAAAACAUAUUGCUUCAUUAUCAAGGAAUAUAAUGAGCCUUAAAACAUACAGAUCGAGUAAUAAACAAUGAAGCUACACUCAUUUAUUUGCGCAUGGGUAACGAUAACUGGCUUUUACCGGUCGAAACUGUGGUGACUGUUACGAUACGUAUUGAAUGGAAUUUAUAGAGUAUCGGUUUUAAUUACUGAAAUUAUAAUUAAAAUUAUAAAAACCAGACACAAUAAUGUUACCUUACUUCGACGUUUAGUCUCUUUUUUCGUCUUAAUCAUAGGUAGGUACAUAUUUCUUUUUACUUAAAAAAUUUAUACAGGGUGAACUUUUAACCACCAGUCAUACUCUGCGCAGCGACUUUAUAGGUCAUACUUAACAAUUUUUACUAUGGGACCAAUUCCGAAAUCGCGAAAAAAAAUUUGACUGUCCCAUAUAAAGGUGCGACCAACUUUACCAGACCAACACUUUUCCAAACUGAGCUACAGCUGUCCGAUGAAGUUAAGUACUUAGGACUAACUCUCGACAAUAAACUCAAUUGGAACAACCACAUCAACAAACGGAUAGACAAGGCGGGAGUUGUCUUCUGGUAGUGCAGAAGGAUGAUUGGUAAGAGGUGGGGACUCAACCCGAAAAUUACCCUCUGGCUCUAUAAGACGAUAAUCCGCCCCUUACUCUGUUACGGUGCUCUGGUUUGGUGGCCAAGAACAAACCUAGGCAACGUACGAGACAAACUACAAAGACUUCAAAGGCUCGCAUGCGCGGCCACCACUGGCUGCACGAGGUCUACCCCGACUGCAGCCAUGGAGGUCAUGCUAAACCUUCCACCGCUGCACCUACACAUACAGCAAGAGGCCAGUCUCUCAGCGGUAAGGUUGCGAACCCUCAAGAUAUGGUCUAACAUCACAGGAGCUCUUCACACAAAAUGCCUGGAAAAGGUGUAUGACGAAUUUCCAGUGCUUAGGUCAGGCACGGACCGGAUUCACAAACAAGCUAUCUUCGAUAAAAGGUACAAAAUACAGUUAUAUGAGGACGACAAUCAUGAAGGACUCAAUCCCCGGGAGCUGAGAAUCUUCACUGAUGGGUCCAAAACAGACAGCGGAUCGGGCUCUGGAACCUUCUCAGAAGACCUGAACAUGUCGAUCACCACUCCGCUAGGAGCCCAUAACUCGGUAUUCCAAGCUGAGUGCAUGGGCAUCAUAAACGCGGCGGCUGCCAUCACUGCAAGGAAGGUAGUAGGAUCCUCCAUCCGCAUACUCUUCGACAGUAGAGCAGUCUUAAUGGCUCUAAAUAGCCAUAUAGUUACAUCCAAACUUAUACACGAAUGCCACGAACGACUAAUGGAGGUAUGUCAUAAUAACAAGAUCACCCUACAAUGGAUCAAGGGACACAGUGGAUCCCGAGGUAACGAUGCUGCGGACGAGCUUGCCAGGCAAGGAUCGAAUGCGGGGGCGAUUGGUCCGGAACAGAUUCUUCCGAUACCAUUUAGCAAGGUACGCUCAAUGCUGCUGGCACGUACAGGGAAACUACACACAGAACACUGGCUGAACCAGACUGGAUGCAGACAGGCAAAAGAAGCCAUGCCUGGCAUCAACGGAAAACUCACAAGGGCGCUCCUGCAACUAGGGAAGGUCCGACUGAGUAUGGUAACCAGUGUCAUAACAGGUCAUGGACUAUUUAACAAACAUCUUUUCACAACAGGUGUCACAGACAGUCCCCUGUGCCGAGGUUGCAUGGAGACAGAAGAAACAGCCUCUCACGUGGUGCUGGAAUGCAGCGGAGUGACUCCAUACAGGGCUAAACAUCUCGGAUCUCCGAGAGACCUCCCCGAGGUCCUACUCAACAUCAAAGGUUUGAUAGGAUUCCUCGAGGAGCUGGGCUGGCAGGACUAGCCCACCCCCAACAUAUCACGCAAAAUAGGCGCAAGUCGUCGAGUUGCGGAAAAAUCGCCCGAAUACAAUACAAUACAAUACAAUACAAGGUGCGACCAGACCGCAGCUUAAAAAACGGUCACGAUACGGAAUCGCAGUGACGCGUCGUAUGCGUACCGUUUUUGACGCAUGCUCCCCACACCGCUGUUUAAAAAUCGGUGACGGUACGGAAUCGCAGUGACGUGCUUCACGCGAAUCUUUUUUGUUCGCAAAACAGUUGCGUCUUUUACGUCACCGGUACGGUGUCUGCCAUAAGAUCUCCGUGUAAUAUUUUUUGCGAUUUUUACGCAGUUCAAUUUACGGUGCGUCAGCUUAUUUUAAGCAGCGGUGUGGCGAGCAUGCGUCAUGGACCCGGGUACGUCCUUAAACUACGUCCAAAAGGGAGGUAUGGGCAUUGUGAAUGUCAUCUCGCUUUGUGUGGUAGGGCACAGCCAGUGGAUGUCAUUCCAGAUCUAGAGCAGAGCCCAACUGGGGAAGUACCUCCACCUUACAGAAAACCGCAGCCAAAUAACAC
Molecule: messenger RNA, 2442 nt
Organism: Cydia pomonella (codling moth)
Lineage: Eukaryota; Metazoa; Arthropoda; Insecta; Lepidoptera; Tortricidae
Exons: 2
Coding region: 600-1889 (429 amino acids)
Molecular function (GO): RNA-DNA hybrid ribonuclease activity; nucleic acid binding
Source: RefSeq, a predicted model, not a curated record